This is a messenger RNA of Naegleria lovaniensis, 2403 nucleotides long. RefSeq lists its product as uncharacterized. NCBI's taxonomy places the organism in Eukaryota, Heterolobosea, Eutetramitea, Acrasida, Naegleriidae. Bases 1 to 2403 code for a protein of 800 amino acids. The transcript has a single exon. The record is from RefSeq and is a predicted model, not a curated record. Gene Ontology annotation, molecular function: protein binding.
AUGUUUCAAAAAUCAUCUCCUAUUUUUUCAACGAGUUUUAAAAAUUUGUUAUCAUCUCAUCAUCCACAUGUCUUUUCUUGCCGUAGCAUUGGUCUGAAGAAGAAUCAUGAAAUGUCAAGAGAGAUUAAAUGGUUCUUCUCUUGGAUGGGUUCUACUCAAAACAUGUCGUUCCAUACAUCGGAAAGGAAUCCGAAGAGCAAGAGCACAACAAGAAAUGAAGGGAGCGUUCAUAAAAAGGUUAGAGCAACUUCCGAGCCAAUGACUACUAAUAGCACCACAUCUGCAACAACAACAACAGCACACCAAUCCACCACUCCCGCAUUGCAAACUUCGCAAAUAGACAGUACCUUAAAGAGCAUGAUCGACCAGUUCAUGUCCUCACAGCCAAGUACAUCAGAGCCUUUUGAUCCGAGAUAUGAAAUUGAAAUUGUGAGAGCACAAAUCAAAGAAGGCUUUACUUCCCGAAGAGGUUUUGACACGAUUCUAAAGUAUUAUCACAAAAUGAUCGAUUUAUUGAUGGAUAUCAAAGACUUGGAACAAGCAACAACGGAAAUAGAAUAUUGUAUUCAAAUUUCAGUGGAUGUUCUCGGUGAAAAUCAUAUCAAUGUGUUUCGAAUGAGAGAAAAAUUAGCAUUAGUUUAUUUCUAUUCACAAAAAUAUGGAGAAGCUUUAAAAGAAUUGCACAGCAUGUACUUUGCCGCUUUUAAUCUUGCCGAAGCAAAUGAAGAACACUUUGAUCUGGUGAGGGAAAGUGUCAAUGCUUUAAAUUAUGUGACUUUCUUCACUGAUUACUUUUAUGGAGUUUUUUCACAGGAAGAACUUAAUACAAUACUCAAAAUCUAUACAUCCAACACAGAACUCUCGUCCAAGGUCACUCUCAUAAGUUUAGCCAAACAAUUCCCUGAGUGGAGGCGAUAUGAAAUGGCUGACAAAUUUCUCAUUGAUAAACUCAAACGAGAAGAAAAUAAGCUGUCCAGUUUGUCACUUAUGAGUUACAAAGCAGAUGCCAAAUCAGAAAUUAGAAGACAACAAGACCUGAUCUUUGAAAUUUUGAAAAAACAAGGAUUUUUAUACGAGUCUGAAAAACGUGUACAGUUAGCAUUUCAUCAAUAUGAACGAACUCUCACAAAGGCCAUGACCUUUUACGGAAAGAACUCACUUCAAGUGGGUGAGGUGUUGGUGUCACUCGCUGCCAUUGGUACACUCGCAGAAAAAUUCGAAACCAGUAUAUCGUAUGCAAAACGUGCUUGCGUCUUGCUGAAUGCCAUUCCUGACAGUAUCAACAAGAAGAAUCCUGAAUAUGAAGCAAAACUUGGAAAAGCUCUUAUUACCAUAGGUGAAAUUUAUUCGAAUGGAGCAAAGGACCUUCCUGCCUCUGAAAUACGACCUUAUUUGGAGGCUGAGAAAUUCAUCUCGUCAGGAAUGAACAUUAUUGACAAACAUUAUGGACGAGAUAAUCCCACAUGGAUUUUAGCUGCUUACAGUCUUGCUUCUAAUUAUGAUUUAUUGUGCUCUUGUAUUCAUGAGUUGGCACUGGAAAAAACCAUAACUCAAAUGGGUGAAGCUGGCAUUCGACAAGAUUCGGCAAAUUUUCAAGUCAUUCUUUCUGAGGAGGAUCAAAAAAAAGUGAACGAUUGGAGAGAAAAAUCUGACAAUUUAUUCGAGUUGAUUCGUGAAGUCAUUAGCAUGAGUCCUGCCAAAUACUUGCUUAAAAUUCCGCUUACCAAAGGUUCACUUUUUUUGGACGAGUUCAUGGCCAAUGAUUCGAGAGCAUUUAGACAAACGACCAUUGCCAAUGAGUAUCCGCAACCUGAAAUUAUUCACGAGCUAUAUUCAUCGAGUCGACAAUAUCACUUGGUUGGAUCUCUAGAGAAGGGAAUUGAACAUUUGAGAAAUGCCAUUCAAUUAUUUGACCAACAAUAUGGUCCCGAAGAUUAUUUGUUUGAGAGAGAAUUUGCAAGCACUGAACUUGCAAAGCUUUAUAACAUUACAGGGAAUAUUGAUGAAGCAUUGUCAUUGCUGGAAAAAAGUAUGGCCAGAAUUGAAAAGGUGUUUGGAAAAGAGAGCAAACUUUAUUUGGAAGUGAGUGAUGCAUUUCAACAAAUUGCUUCUCUGAAAGGACUUUCUGAGGAUCAACGACAAAAACAUUUCCAAAACAUUCUUGAAAAGUACAAUAAGGAUUAUGAAGAAUUGGCCAAGCAAGCUGAGAAGGAGAUUGUGCAAGAGCAGGGAAAAGCCAAGCAAGAAAAGGUACCACAAGGUCACUCUACAGACACUACUACUGAGAACAGGUCGGAAAUGGACCUUAUCAAAGCUUCCUCCGCCAAUCCAGAAACAAGUCCUUCUUCAAAGAAAGAAUCAUCAUCAUCUCUGAAAAAGAAACCUUCCAAAAAGAAAAAAUAA